UUAAAAUGUACCAAAUCGUCUCCAGCAUUCUUCUGAUCACCGCCAUGGUGGUUUCCGCCGAACCACCCAGACGCAACCAAUUUUCAAGACAAUUCCAAAGGAUAGAACAAGCACCGUAUCAACCUUCCGGAUGGAAACCCGCAGGACCUGCUUUCAAACUGCCAUCAGAACCAGUGCCUCACGCAGUAUACGGACCACCACCCCAAACUUAUGGACCACCUCAACAGGAAUACGGGCCACCAGUAGAAAUAACCACUCAUGAACCGACAACCACAGAAUUACCAACUACUACUCAGUUCAAUGAAGAAGCUGAAACUGUAGAGCCAAUAGAAGGCGGUGAAUCUCAACGGCUGCAGAACGGACAAGAGGGUGGUGUUUAUUAUAUUUAUCACCCUGAUGGACGUCUUCAGAGAGUUGUGUACGCUACUAAAGAUGAUGUUCGGAAUAUGGAGUAUUUCGCAAGGUUGAGAUAUGAAAAUGUAGAGCCUAUUCGUGGACCAAUUUACACUUAUAGCCCAGACGACCUCGUCUUAAGAAGAUUGUAAAUGUUGUUAAUAAAUAUAAUUUUAAAAUAAUGUGGCUGUUGUGUUUCUCUACUUCCCUGAAAAUGU
Aethina tumida (small hive beetle) is the source of this 611-nucleotide messenger RNA. RefSeq lists its product as uncharacterized. Bases 6 to 545 code for a protein of 179 amino acids. Lineage: Eukaryota; Metazoa; Arthropoda; Insecta; Coleoptera; Nitidulidae. The transcript has a single exon. The record is from RefSeq and is a predicted model, not a curated record.